CACAUGAUAACAGAAUUUCCGGAAAUUGACAGGAAGUGCAUUUACGCUGAUGAUCGUCAAGACUAAAGUCGCUAGAAGAUGAAUACUCGUGGCCUGCGCUCUCAGCUGAAGGACAGUGUUCCUGUCACAGGUCUGUGUCCACAGGCUGGUCCUUAUGGGGUCCAAGACUCUCUGCGCAGAGGGUUCUCUAGUGUAAAAAAUGAGCUUCUACCGAGUCAUCCAUUGGAGCUCUCUGAGAAAAAUUUUCAUCUUAACCAGGACAAGAUGAACUUCAACACACUAAGGAACAUCCAGGGUCUCCACGCACCCCUCAAACUACAGAUGGAGUACAGAGCAGCUAGACAGAUUCAGCGUUUGCCCUUCCUGCCCAGCUCAAAUCUGGCCCUGGAUACCCUGAGAGGUAGUGAUGACACCAUUGGCUUUGAGGACAUCCUCAAUGAUCCUAUCCAGUGCGAGAUGAUGGGCGAUCCUCACAUCAUGACCGAAUUCAAGCUUGGUGUCCUGUAAGGAUGGCGAUUCAGCACAAGCCUGUAGAUUGUGUUAUUAUAUGCAUUGUUUGACUGCUGUUUCUAAUAAAAUGUAAAAUUUGAAAGCUGAAA
Pimephales promelas (fathead minnow) is the source of this 599-nucleotide messenger RNA. RefSeq names its product proteasome maturation protein (gene pomp). Gene Ontology annotation, cellular component: nucleus; cytoplasm. Lineage: Eukaryota; Metazoa; Chordata; Actinopteri; Cypriniformes; Leuciscidae. Gene Ontology annotation, biological process: proteasome assembly. The record is from RefSeq and is a predicted model, not a curated record.